AGUUGGAGCUGGAGCUGGAGCUGGGCGGCGAUGGCGGCGGCCGGAGGGAAUGUCCAGGCCCGGGUGGCCUGGCUGGUCAGCAGGCAGCACGGGCGGCCGGUGCUGAAGCCCAACAAGCCGCUGGUGCUGGCCGACAGGGUGGCGAACAGGAAGAGCCGGCUGGGAGAGGCAACAUGUAUCACGGAGAUGUCGGUGAUGAUGGCUUGCUGGAAACAAAAUGAGUUCAGUGAGAGACCCUGCACCAAAGAGAUCCAGGCAUUCUAUACGUGCACAGCCAAAGCAGAGGCUGAGCGGAAAGCAAGAGCAAAUUUGGACAAGGUGGGACAAACCGGUACUUUGACUCCCAAGCAAGCCACAAAGUUGCUCCAGAGAUAUCCUAACAAAAAGCAAGUGACAUAAAAUCCUCUUCUGAAGCAUGUAUAAGAACUACUUAGAUUCAAAAGGCUGCUGUCUACCUCUUCAGCCUAUCUGAAGGACUUGUUUCUGGUGGAUACAACUUCUGUGAAAAUUGUAUGAAUAUAAUGUCCAACAAUAACAGUAGAAAUCUGAUAGACAAUGCCCUUGGCUAUGAUACACAAAUGUUCAAGAAAAUGGGUCUUACUGAAUAAAAAUUAUGGUAAUUUAUUGUAUUUUGUGAAAUACAUGUCAAAAUGUUUCAUAUCUGGAAGUUGUUGAAUGCACAAGAGGAUUAAUUUUUAAUUUAUCUUUGCUGUUAUUGUGCCUUUUGUGGGUUGUGUUGCAUUUUAUUCUCUCUCCUUGGGUCUACUACGCCACACAUAAUUCCCAUUUGUGAAGAUCCCAUCCCAUGUCUCUUAUCUGUGCCUUUCUUUAACUAGAUGUGAGGAGGUGCACUAGUGCAGUUUGGGCUGAUUCUGCUUCCUUCCCUAUAGUGCACCAUCCCUUUAUCCACAGCUUUCCCAGUGGUGGCAGUGUCUGAGGUCCGGAAUUCCAUUGUGGGAUUUUCCAACUCAAACCCAUCUUGCACCUCUCCAGCUGAUGCUGUUUUCAAUGGAUCAGCCAGCAGUGUUUCCAACCAAUUUCAUCUAGCAAAGUCAAAAUCACUCACUUUUGGGAAGGUCUAUCAGUUUGUAUAUGAAAGAACAAGUUUGGGGAGUUGCACUUUUUCAAUUGUUUGCAAAUAGUCAACUAUUGCUAAGACAGCAGUGAAAUAAGCCUUCCUGAGGUGUUAUUCAAUAUUGUCACAGAAUUGUAUAAAAUCAUACCAAACCCUCUGUAAUCACAGAAGAAAGCAUCUUGUAUUACUGUGCUCCAUUUGACUCGGUCUAAUAAAUGAAUUCCAGUACUUACUGUACUUACAACCAA
Molecule: messenger RNA, 1323 nt
Organism: Carcharodon carcharias (great white shark)
Lineage: Eukaryota; Metazoa; Chordata; Chondrichthyes; Lamniformes; Lamnidae
Gene: chchd1
Product: coiled-coil-helix-coiled-coil-helix domain containing 1
Exons: 3
Coding region: 31-399 (122 amino acids)
Biological process (GO): mitochondrial translation
Cellular component (GO): nucleoplasm; mitochondrion; mitochondrial ribosome
Molecular function (GO): RNA binding
Source: RefSeq, a predicted model, not a curated record